GAGCACUUCCUUUACAUCUGCUUAUGAAGUCAAACAAGAAAAGCAGAAUAGCUCCUAUGAACACGUUUUCUUGUUGUGAAUAGUUGCCAUUUUAAGAAGUAAGCUUUAGAGAAAGAAACUGUACAAAUGAAACUUCCCCAGCAGCUCAGAUCUCCUGUGGCAUGGAGUUGGACAGCGGUGAAUCACCUGUUGUUAUGAGAGAUGACAACAAACGGAGGAGGAGAAGGAUGAAACCGCAUUCUACAGCGAGUUUGUCCUCAACAGAACUUAUAUCCAUUGAGUUUGUGCUACCCACAGGCUAUAUGUUAAUAGAUAUACCUAGCAAUUGUACUGUAGAGCAGAUGAAAACACAGGUUUGGAUGCGAGCUAUAGAAAGGAAUCAGAACUCAGAUUACUACCAUAAAUUCACUCCAGAUCAAUUUGUUCUUCAGUACCAAAAGAAGGGACAAUGGUAUGAAAUUUAUGACAAACAUCAGAUAAUACAGACCCUUGACUGCAUGCUGUAUUGGAAAGUAUUACAAAAGAAGGUGGGCAAAAUUCAUGUGGUCCAAAAGCAAAAGCCCACAAAGGAAGUUCAAGAAUUUCAAAAGCAACUCAAUUAUUUGAUUGGUUAUGAUGUCACCGAUGUAAGUAAUGUACAUGAUGACGAACUGGAAUUUGCUCGCCGUAGGUUAGUCACUCCACGAACAAUAGAAGUAUCCUGCAGAGAUCCAAAGUUAUAUUCAAUGCACCCCUGGACUACAUCCAAACCUCUUCCACAGUAUAUUCUUAGUAGAAUUAUCAAUAAUAAUAUUUUCAUAAAUAUCCACAGAGGUACAACUAGUCAGAAGAUUAAAGUGGGCAUUGAUGACACUCCAGAUAUAAUUCUUCAGAGCUUUUUUGCCAAAAUGGCAAAAAAGAAGUCUUUGAUGAAUAUUCCUGAAGAUCACUGUGAACUGGACUUUGUCCUCAGGGUGAGUGGCAGAGACGAAUAUAUCGUAGGAGAUAUGCCUAUCAAAAACUUCCACUGGAUAAGACAGUGCCUUAAAAACGGGGAUGAAAUUCACCUGGUAUUAAAUGAUCCACCUGAUCCAAAAGAAGAUGAAGUGCAGAAAGAGGAGUGGCUAUUAGUAGAUGAUUGCACUGGAGUUUCAGGAUAUCAUGAACAGCUGACCAUUGAUGGCAAGGACCAUGAGCGAGUGUUCACUAUAUCACUGUGGGAUUGCAACAGAAAAUUUAGGGUCAAGAUAAUUGGCAUUGAUAUCCCCGUGCUACCGAGGAACACAGACCUUACUGUAUUUGUGGAAGCUAAUAUCCAGCAUGGACAGCAGCUCCUUUCACAGAAGAGAACAACAGCUAAACCAUUUACUGAAGAAGUCUUGUGGAAUGUUUGGCUUGAGUUUGACAUCAAGAUUAAAGAUUUGCCCAAAGGGGCAUUACUGACCCUGCAGAUAUAUUGCGGCAAAGCACCAGCAUUAUCCACAAAAGCUAACCUCCAGUCACCUGAUCCCCCCAGUUCUGACUCUAAAUGCAAAACACAGCUUCUCUAUUAUGUCAAUAUUUUGCUCAUAGACCACCGCUCCCUGCUGAGGACUGGUGACUACGUGUUGCAUAUGUGGAAAAUUUCGGGCAAAGCGGAAGAGCAGGGAAGCAUAAAUGCUGAUAAACUCACCUCAGCCACCAAUCCAGAUAAAGAAAAUUCAAUGGCUAUCUCGAUCGUUCUAGACAAAUACUGCCACCCAAUUGCUUUGCCUAAACACAAGAUAGCCUCUGAUCCACAAGGAGACAGGGCCAGAGCUGAAAUGCCCAACCAACUGCGUAAACAACUUGAAGAAAUCAUAGCCACUGACCUGCUUAAUCCACUUACCCCUGAAGACAAAGAAUUAUUGUGGCAUUUCAGAUAUGAAAGUAUAAAGCAUCCAAAGGCAUAUCCUAAGCUGCUUAGUUCAGUGAAAUGGGGACAGCAAGAAAUAGUAGCAGAAACAUACCAAUUAUUAGCUAAAAGAGAUGCUUGGGACCACAGUACUUUGGAUGUUGGGUUACCAAUGCAGCUUCUAGACUGUAAUUUUUCAGAUGAAAAUGUGAGAGCUAUGGCAGUGCAAAAACUGGAGGUUUUAGAUGAUGAUGAAGUUCUUCAUUAUCUCUUGCAGCUGGUUCAGGCUGUGAAAUUUGAGCCUUACCAUGACAGUGCGUUAGCCCGGUUUCUUCUAAAGCGAGGCUUAAGAAACAAAAGAAUUGGCCACUUUUUGUUUUGGUUUUUGCGAAGUGAGAUUGCACAGUCUAUGCACUAUCAGCAGAGAUUUGCUGUGAUCCUGGAAGCUUAUCUGAGAGGCUGUGGGAAAGCAAUGCUGCAAGACUUUCUGAAGCAAGUUCAAGUAAUUGAGCUGCUGCAAAAAGUGACACUAGAGAUAAAGUCACUUUCUGCUGACAAGUAUGAUGUCACUCCUCAAGUCAUCACUCAGCUCAAACAAAAGCUUGAGAAACUACAAGACAGCAAGUUUCCUGAAUGCUUUAGAGUUCCAUAUGACCCUGGAUUGAAAGCAGGAGCACUUGUGAUAGAAAAAUGUAAAGUAAUGGCAUCCAAGAAAAAACCACUUUGGCUGGAAUUCAAAUGUGCAGACCCUACAUCAGUAUCCAGUGAAACCAUUGGCAUCAUCUUCAAACACGGAGACGACCUGCGGCAGGACAUGCUUAUUUUGCAGAUUCUUCGAAUAAUGGAAUCAAUCUGGGAAGAAGAAUCAUUGGAUUUAUGUUUGUUGCCAUAUGGUUGCAUUUCUACAGGAAACAAAAUAGGAAUGAUUGAAAUUGUAAAAGAUGCUACUACGAUUGCCAAAAUCCAGCAGAGCACUGUUGGAAACACUGGAGCAUUUAAGGAUGAAAUACUAAACCAGUGGUUAAAAGAGAAGUGUGUAAUUGAAGAAAAGUUUCAGGCAGCUGUGGAAAGAUUUGUGUACUCUUGUGCUGGUUACUGUGUGGCAACCUUUGUACUUGGAAUAGGUGACAGACAUAAUGACAACAUUAUGAUUACUGAAGCUGGUAAUCUAUUUCAUAUUGACUUCGGCCAUAUUCUUGGAAAUUACAAAAGCUUCCUAGGAAUUAAUAAGGAAAGGGUUCCUUUUGUAUUGACGCCAGAUUUUCUUUAUGUCAUGGGAACCUCUGGAAAGAAAACGAGUCCACGCUUCCAAAAUUUUCAGGAGAUCUGUGUGAGAGCUUACCUUGCUCUUCGGAACCACACAAACCUUCUCAUCAUCUUGUUUUCUAUGAUGCUAAUGACUGGAAUGCCUCAACUCACAAGCAAAGAAGAUAUUGAAUACAUCCGUGAUGCACUGACUGUUGGCAAAAAUGACGAAGAUGCUAAAAAGUAUUUCCUAGAUCAGAUUGAAGUUUGUAGAGAUAAAGGGUGGACUGUGCAGUUCAAUUGGUUUCUACAUCUUGUGCUUGGAAUCAAACAGGGAGUAGAGAAACACUCCGCUUAAUGAUUAUACAUGUACAAAGAGACUGAAGUCUUGUUCUGUAAGUUUUGUGGCAUAAGUCUUUAAAUGCUGAAAAUCACAGCUGCUGAUGAAGUGAUCCCAGCAGUGGUGAUUUUUGGUAAUUAAGACUUCCCCUCCUGUCGCCCUGUCCUCACAUGUUCUUGAUAAUAAAAGGGAUUACUGAGGACCCACUGGGGCUUUGUGACAGGAAGAGGAAAUGUUUAAUUUCCCAAAAAUUGCCCUCAUUGAUGACAUCAUCAGCCCUGUGCCAUGGAAUUUACACAAACAAGAUUCUAACCAUGAGUGGCAAAUCUUCUGCUCCUUUUGAUGGCUCAUAAACAAGAUAAUCUGGAAGGCUUUCAGUGAUUUCCCCACUCCCCAAACUGCCAUUAUCUUUAGAAAAAUCUAAUUUUGGGGUUGCUAAUGCCAGACCAUAAUAAUUUAAUAUAGACAGAAGCUUCGUUGAGGUGGUCUCUGCUGCCAUAUGUGUUAAAUAUGCUGAAGUCUGCUAGAAACAGAAGUUAAAUAACAACACUGGAAAGGAAAAGUCAUGCUUUUUCUUGGAUCACUCAUUAAAUACUGUAGAUAAUAUACAGACAGAAAGAUCUUGUGAAAACUUCUGAGAACUAUGGGGCAUUCAGAAUAAAUUUUAAAACAAUAUUUUUCUCUUUCUGCUUAUGCUGUAUAACGUUUUAAAGGCCUUCAGAACUAAAUUGUUCCCUCUGUUUUCUCUGCUUUCAAAAUAUUGUCAAAAUACUCUUUUUAUUUAACACUAUUAAAUUAUAGAAAAGUGACACAGGAUGUGUUAUAGCCAUGUGAACCAUUUCAAUAAAUGUUAUAUUUUAUUGGUUUGAAUAUCACACAAAACUCGGAAAUGAAUAAAUUAAUUUCUCUGGCAGCCAAAUCACUGCAAUUUGCAGUUUCUGGAAGACACACUCUCCAAGAGCUCUUCCCUCUGUGAUUUUUGUUACAAAAUUUUGAAAACUUUGACAAUUAUUGGUUUUCUCUGUAUCUGUUUUUUAAAAAGUUUUUGCUUUUAAGACACACAUCCAUGCUACAUCCUGGAAAGCUACAAUGGAAAUAUGCAAGAGCUUGUAGACAUUCAAUGAAGAACACGCUCCUCUUUGCUCUUUCAGACAGUCUUUUUCGAUUCUCCUGGCUUUCAAAAGUGCCCUGCCAUUAAGUUUUUGGGUUUGAAUUUCAGAAAUAGAAGUUCUAAGGUAUCAAUGACAUUUGGAUCUGAUCAGUUGCUUCUGUGGGCUGUAACUCUAAUCAACAAAAUCUUAGUCUCUGGGCUUUGUGGUGGUCUUGGUUUUGGGCUAUUUUUCAUAUCAUAAAAACAGUAUUGAUUUUGAAAAAGGACACCUGAUAUUUAAUAUUUCACCAUUAUUAAAUAGGAACUGAAGAGAGAAUAUACUCAUGGUAGGUACUGUGUAUACUAACAUCUUCACUGGCAAGAUGCUGGGAAUCUGUAACCAGUUCUGUGAAUAUACAAUUAUAAGAACAUUGCUAAUAGUAGUAGAAGAAGAAAGUCUGUGGCUUAAACUGUAAGUGUAAUUCUUACACAGCAUGUGCAUGAUUGUACACAUAUUUCUGUUACUUGCAAAACAUGGGUAAAGAUCUAAUGUGUAGUUCUCUAUCCAGCACCAGCCAAAUUAGGACUUCCCUUCACCUUUCUGACUAAAGUCAAAACCCUUUUUCCAGAGAUUUUGCCUUUCUUCCAGAGCAGGUUUUAAGGGUGCCUGGCAGGCAGAAGCAGUGGGAGCUAACAGAAGCGCACAACUAGAUCCUGGAAAUAGCUUGUUAAAAUAUUUGUUUCUACGUGUUACAUGAAAUAAAAAUUCAUUAGUAUAUUACACAUAUAAAUUAAAUACUGGUUAAAGAAAUCAGUAGGUCUUUUUAAAUUUUUUUCUCCAUGUUUGAUCAAGUAACCCUAUGGUUCAGAUUCUAACAAAGACAUUUGCAUAUGGACUGGGGAAAAAUUAAUGCAAGAGCUUUGAAAGUGACUUUUUUCUUGCUUUUUAAACGGUGCACAUCAAUUUUCAUAUAUCAGCUAUAACUGGAAAGUCUACUGGAGUUGGACUCAGUAGGAAAAUGUUUUCUAACAAUGGUACCUGUUUGAGUUUUAAUGCUCAAUUAUUUGCACUAUAUCUCUAGCCUUAGUUUUUAAAAUCAUGUAUUCUAAUUUUGAUAUGAAUUGUAUAUAUGAUUUAUUAAAGAAUCUCAUAACUUUU
This is a messenger RNA of Pogona vitticeps (central bearded dragon), 5686 nucleotides long. RefSeq names its product phosphatidylinositol-4,5-bisphosphate 3-kinase catalytic subunit gamma (gene PIK3CG). The record is from RefSeq and is a predicted model, not a curated record. Gene Ontology annotation, molecular function: 1-phosphatidylinositol-4-phosphate 3-kinase activity; 1-phosphatidylinositol-3-kinase activity. Gene Ontology annotation, biological process: phosphatidylinositol-3-phosphate biosynthetic process; phosphatidylinositol 3-kinase/protein kinase B signal transduction; phosphatidylinositol-mediated signaling. Gene Ontology annotation, cellular component: phosphatidylinositol 3-kinase complex, class IA; plasma membrane; cytoplasm. NCBI's taxonomy places the organism in Eukaryota, Metazoa, Chordata, Lepidosauria, Squamata, Agamidae.